Messenger RNA from Lepisosteus oculatus (spotted gar), 1218 nucleotides. Its product is annotated as protein N-terminal asparagine amidohydrolase-like. Gene Ontology annotation, biological process: ubiquitin-dependent protein catabolic process. Gene Ontology annotation, molecular function: protein-N-terminal asparagine amidohydrolase activity. Gene Ontology annotation, cellular component: nucleus. The record is from RefSeq and is a predicted model, not a curated record. NCBI's taxonomy places the organism in Eukaryota, Metazoa, Chordata, Actinopteri, Semionotiformes, Lepisosteidae.
CCACAUAAUCAAAGAUCACUGUUUUACUUACAGUAACAGUCCAAAUCAGCACCAUGCCCCUGUGUGUGAAACACAAGUUGGUUGAGGACUUUGAAACUAUUAAAGAAUUCUGGGCAAAAUAUGGAGAAGAUUUACAGCCUGAAGCUGAAAAAUUCAAGCAGAAACCUGAAGUUAUUGAGCAACCAGAUUAUCUGCUUUAUGUUUCUCAGAGAGAAUAUGCAACAAUUGACCUUUGUAAAGGACCUGUGACUAGAAUUGGAAGUGAUGAGGCAACCACCUGCCACAUUAUUGUCCUCCAUUGCCCAGGCACUGGCAAGGUCAGCUUGGCUCACAUUGAUGGCUCUAAAGUGGGUGUCGGAGUGAAAUUUAUGGUUGAAGAGAUGAAAAAACAAUGCAAGGAUUUCUCACAGCACUGGCCCUGGGCUGGAUUCCCUCAGACGGAUCAUCUGUAUGUAAUCUGUAACAGCCUGGACCUCUACAUGGCUGGGGGAUUCAUUGAUGAGAGGGGGAUUUCCCAUGACAACACCAUGAAACUGCUUCGUGAAUUUAUGAAGCAAGACUGCCAAAUUGAACUUCAGCUGGCCUGUGUGUCAGAGAUGAAUGAUGUUGUCAGAGAGGGGAAUCACUGGCCAGUGGUAUCUGGUGUAGGAGUGAAGAUGGAUGGUAACUCUUUUCACAUCUAUCGAGCUACAUUUCCUGAAAAGGUUCCUGAUAUCACUCUGAGAGGAGCAAGACUGACAGUUGAUAUGAUGAUGCGUAGAGUGUACGACACUGAGACGGACAGGCUGAUAGUUGGACCUUACAACUUCUAUGAACAUAUGUUGAAGACUGACGAUGACAGCCGUGAUUUGACAGAUGGGGAGAUAAGAAGGGGUUUUUCAACCUCACCUCUUGUUGAAAGGCCAGAAUUCGUCCAAAUGAUAAAGGACCACUACAAGUAUCUUGCAGACCACUUGAAACUACAAAUAACACCCAGUCUUCCUAUUGGAUAUGUAAUGAACCAUGGAAAAUGGAUUCCAUGCACUAACUAAAUAACACAUUAUAAAAGAAAGUUAGUGACACGACUGCAUUUACUUCCCAAGUCCCUCAACUAAAAGAAUGUUACUAAAAUUCAAAGGGCGAUGGGUCAGUCCACUUAAUGUUAUUGAUCGCAAAAAAUAAAAAAGAAUGUUGAUUUCUUUCCUGCUACAUUUACAAUAAUAAAAAUUUUGAAAAUAA